AAGGUGUUAGGGAAAUUAAAAUGACAAUUAAUUUUCUUUAUUUAUUGCAACUUUAUAUUAUAAUUCGAAUUAAAUUAAUAUAUUGAGAAUUUUUGGUUUUAUAUAAGUACACAAGCAAAAGAAAAGAAGCCAGUAGGCGUCAGGAGACUAGGCCAGAGAAAAUGGGGAGCAUUCCAAAGGCGAAACUUGGUUCAACUGACAAAACCAUUCCUCUCGUAGGUUUUGGAACAGCUGAAUUCCCUUUUGGUGCUUCAUCUGAGACCAUGAAAGACUCCAUUCUCCAUGCAAUAAAACUGGGCUAUCGCCACUUUGAUUCUGCUGCUCUUUACCAAUCUGAGCAACCCCUCGCCGAAGCAAUAUCAGAGGCCUUGCAGCUUGGCCUUGUAAAGUCCAGGGAUGAGCUCUUCAUCACUUCCAAGCUUUGGUGCAGUGACGCUCAUCAUGACUGUGUCCUCCCUGCAUUACGUAAAACGCUCAAGAAUCUUAAGUUGGAUUACCUCGACCUGUACCUGAUUCACUGGCCUGUGAGCGUGAAGCCAGGCGAAUAUGAGCUGCCUGUGAAGAAGAAUGACCUUGUUCCAUUUGAUGCCAAGUCUGUAUGGGAAGCUAUGGAAGAGUGUCUAAAGCUUGGCCUCACAAAAUCCAUUGGAGUCAGCAACUUUUCGUGCAAGAAGCUUGAGACCUUGUUAGCUACUGCAAAUAUUCCUCCUGCUGUCAAUCAAGUGGAAAUGAACCCACUUUGGCAGCAAAAAAAGCUGAGAGACUUCUGCGGGAGAAAGGGUAUACAUGUGAGUGUGUACUCUCCUUUAGGAGGCAAAGGAACUCUGUGGGGUACAAACCUAGUCUUGGACUGUAAGGUGCUAAAAGAGAUUGCUGAUGCCAAAGCAAAAUCUAUUGCUCAGGUGUGCUUGAGAUGGGCGUAUGAGCAAGAGGUAAGUGUGCUAGUGAAGAGCUUCAACAAGGAGAGGAUGAAAGAAAAUGUUGACAUAUUUGAUUGGAAACUGAGUCAAGAAGAACUACACAAGAUCAGUCAACUUCCACAGCGUAAAGGGUUUCCAGGUCUUGAAUUCAUCUCCCACGAAGGUCCUUACAAAACUGUUGAAGAGCUUUGGGAUGAAGAGAUUGAUUUAUCUUCAGACAAUAUUUAGCCAAAUUAUUAUUUUUCGGAAUUAUCUUUUUUGCUUAAUGUUAAAUCUAUCUCAAGGAACUUCCAGUUACUGGCCAAAUAAGUGAAUAAAUAAAUAUUUUUUUUUUCCA
Manihot esculenta (cassava) is the source of this 1257-nucleotide messenger RNA. Its product is annotated as non-functional NADPH-dependent codeinone reductase 2. The record is from RefSeq and is a predicted model, not a curated record. The transcript has 4 exons. Bases 162 to 1148 code for a protein of 328 amino acids. Gene Ontology annotation, cellular component: cytosol. Lineage: Eukaryota; Viridiplantae; Streptophyta; Magnoliopsida; Malpighiales; Euphorbiaceae. Gene Ontology annotation, molecular function: aldose reductase (NADPH) activity.